AUGUAUUCUCCAACUACCACCCCACACCUGGACUCUUUCCGUUUUAGAAGAGACUCUCACAAUCAUGCCUCAGUUGAUUCUCGCAAUGCAAGAUUCACUACAGGCCCUACCCCUUCCCCAUCGUCAUCUAAUUUACAUGACCAAGACCCUCUAGCCUCUUCCUCUGCAAACAAUCAGUUGAGAAAGACUGCAACAGCCAACUCAAAUACCGGCGAUAACUAUUCCAUCACUUCUUCCUAUUCAGAAGCUAGUUAUAAUUCUAGAGCUGAUAAUUCCCUCAUCUUUGAAAGACUGGUCCAGGAUCCCUUGAUCGAGGGCCAGCCAAUACCAAGCUCCCUGCCAAGACAUCAUACUUCGGAAACAUUUAUCCCAGCCUCCUUAGAUACAACCACUCAUAUGAUUAGAAACAAUACCAUCGAUAUCCACGAUUUGAACGAACCAACCGAGUUUGGCUUCAACUCAAGAAAAUCCUCAUUGGCUAAUCUUGAGGCAGCCCUAGGUGGCUCUUCGUCAAACCUGUCUUCAAGGAGACCAUCUUCUGCAAAUUUACCUACUCUUAACUCCUUUAGAUCGGCAAAUUUAUCAAGGGUGAGUACAACUUCGAGCUUCUCCAAUCUAACAGACGCUUUCCAAAAAUCUCAAUAUCCAAACAGCAACACUACUACUACUACUACUACUACACCUACUGCUGCUGCUAAUAAUACUAAUAACAACAACAAUAAUAAUCACAAUAAUAAUGCUAACAGCAGCACUUGCAACCUCAACCAAAACUCAAAUAUUAAUUUACUACCUCCUUUGAGUAAGUCAGUGACCUCAACUUCAGUCAGCUCAUAUGCAAGUCAAAGAGCUCAAAAUGCUCCUGUCUCUCCCUUGCAAAAGAAUAAGUCCUUUUAUUCUUACGCUGAUAUCAUAGCACAGGAUGAUCAAGAUUCAAAGUUUGCCAUCAGAAGACCGUCAAUCUCAACCUCUUUAUCUAACCAAAAAAUGGCUAGAACUGGCUCCUUUGGAUCGUGCAAUUCACCAAGGUCCCCCUCAGUUUGCGGCUCCUUGUGUAAUCCCACUAAUGUUAAUAGUCCAAACUCAUUGAGAACAAACUCAUUUUCCGCAAAUCAAAGACUAAGAAAUACUUCCCCAACCUUUAAAGUGGAUUCACAUUCAGAUAACAACAAUAAUACGAGCAACAAUAACAAUGAUGAUGAUUCCAUCUUUUCAAUGUCUGGGCUUAACAAUACCCCUAAAAGAUCAGUCGGUUUCUCCGGUAGGCCAAUCAGUUCUAGCACUAUGAGAGGCUCCAUUAGUCAAAACAGUGUUUUAACAACUUCAAACAUCGACCAUCUUUUAAAAUCAACGACUUCAAAUGAAUCAGCAGCUUCGGAUAAAUCUUAG
Molecule: messenger RNA, 1386 nt
Organism: Pichia kudriavzevii
Lineage: Eukaryota; Fungi; Ascomycota; Pichiomycetes; Pichiales; Pichiaceae
Exons: 1
Coding region: 1-1386 (461 amino acids)
Source: RefSeq, a predicted model, not a curated record